AUGAAGAUCAAAAAGGUACUUUUUGUGAAGUUUUCAAAAAUCAACCUAAGUAGCGCUUUUCAGGAAGGGGAUACCGUAGCUGAUGUGGCUAAACGUGCUGGAGAAAUGUGGAAGAAUAUGGACGCAGAAGCAAAAGAGGUAAUAACGUUCUUUUUCAUGAGCAGCAGUUCCCCAAGUUUGCCACUUUAGCC
Cylicostephanus goldi is the source of this 191-nucleotide messenger RNA. Lineage: Eukaryota; Metazoa; Nematoda; Chromadorea; Rhabditida; Strongylidae. The record is from the annotation of a GenBank genome assembly.